This is a messenger RNA of Rhagoletis zephyria (snowberry fruit fly), 1116 nucleotides long. RefSeq names its product protein-lysine N-methyltransferase EEF2KMT. NCBI's taxonomy places the organism in Eukaryota, Metazoa, Arthropoda, Insecta, Diptera, Tephritidae. The record is from RefSeq and is a predicted model, not a curated record. Gene Ontology annotation, cellular component: protein-containing complex.
CUGUUCAUUGUUUACUGCAGAAAUAUUCGUUAUGUUUACAAUGAGAGAAAAUCACCAACGGUUCCUCGAUUCGCUAAAGUAUCAAUUUCUUUGUUGUUAUCCGCUGCACUGUAUCGACUGGGAGGCCAUUCCAGAUAACCUUACAUGGGAACAGCAGCAACAACUCGUAGAAAAUACAGUCCUAUAUGCACUCAACCAAAAGUAUCCGGUUAAAAUCAGUUAUCAGCUUAAUUUCCUGAAACGUCUGUUGCAGCAUCUGGAACGCAGAUAUGACGAAGUGCAUGACAGUGUAUAUGAAUGUUACUGUGCCGUUCAGCAGCGAAUAGCACAAGAUACAACUGAAAAGUACGCUUACAAGCAUUAUUUUCAGCCUGCACUUAAAGUUGAACUAACAUUGCGUGAAUCCAAAAGUUUCGUGGCGGAAGGCACAACAGGAUUAUGCAGUUGGCAAGCUUCAAUUGCAUUAGCAGACUACUUAGUAGAGAAUACGCAUAUAGUGAAAGAAAAGUGCGUUUUAGAGCUAGGUGCCGGCACUGGUUUGUGUGGUAUGAUUUUAGUGCGGUGUUGUGGCGUACGUCAUAUAUUACUAACAGAUGGCAGUCGCGAAUGUGUGGAUCUAAUGAAAGAAAAUGUGUGUCGAAAUUUCACGGAAGCUAAUGAAACCAGCGAUGGUCUCUUUGUGGUAAAUCAAAGCACAUUAAGUUUGAAUAAGCUGGAAUGGGGUGCAAUCGAAGAUAUGAAAUGGCCGGAUUCCUUUGCAGCUGAUGUAAUUUUAGCAGCGGACGUAGUAUAUGAUGACACCGUUUUCGAGUCAUUGACGCAUGCCAUCGAUUACGUUUUUAAAAUUAGAAAAGAUAAGUGUGAAAUGUUACUUGCCGCAACGGUAAGGAACGAACACACACUUCAGACGUUUCUGAAUUCACUUUCUCAGCUGCAUUUCCGAUACGUCGAGCGAGAUGUUAUACCUUUGGAUAAAUGCAAUUUUAACUGGGAUCGCACAACCCCUGUGAAAAUUUUUAAUAUAACACGCUAACAAAGUGCAUGUGUGCACUUAUCGUUGGAAUCGAUCCAUCCUGCAAGCACGUCACAUCCAAUUGCUCUAUCUCAUGUUGUUUA